Dracunculus medinensis (Guinea worm) is the source of this 1207-nucleotide messenger RNA. Lineage: Eukaryota; Metazoa; Nematoda; Chromadorea; Rhabditida; Dracunculidae. The record is from the annotation of a GenBank genome assembly.
AUUUGAAAAUAGGGAUGUUUUAUUUAAAAAAAAAUUUUUUUCGUUUUACAGGUUAGAAACUGCAUUCUACGAUCUUGCCCAAGGAUUUUAUCAGCAGUGUUUGAAGAAUAUUCGAGCUAGAUCUAUUCCAAAUAGUUUCAUAAAUUUAAUUGUCCGUCAACAGUUUAAAUUGGCUUUCUUAUGCGAACUUAAGCAGGACACGCAUACUGCCUUAAGGCAUUAUAAAAAUGCUUAUCAUCAUUGUACUGAAGCUGAAGUCUCAAAUAAUGAUUUGUUCGAAAUUCGCCUCGUUUCUGGAUUAAUCAGUUUUAAAAUUUGCCAGUUAUCAUUUCUUCACAAUUCAGCUCUGGACGCAAUUUGGCAACAACAAAGGCAUAUUUCGACAUUCUUCAAUUCUGCAUCUGGUUCUUAUCCUUCUCCCCAGUUGGCUAUUAUUGAACAUAAUUUAUGGAAAAGUAAACAGUGCGCAAAAUUUGCCGAAUUAUUCGAACGUGCAGUGUCAUCAGGCCUUGCAGCUGUAUCGACUCAGCAUCCUGGACUUCACUGGCAUGCAGCUGCUGAUUAUUAUCGCAUAGCGAAUGUUUAUAUAUCAACGUUAUGGAGUAUGCAAGGGAAUUAUUCUUUUUCUUAUCCGGAUCCUGAUCCUCUUUCAUCGUUACAACCGUUUAUAUUUUAUGGUCAACGUCCAUGGCGAGCGGGUAUCGAAGAUGGUAGUCUUGCUAGUGAAGCAGUUGAAAAAAAUGCACAACUCGCACUAAUGUUGCGUUAUAUUCCGGAUCAUACUCAAUGUAUAGCUUGGUUGACAUCUGCGUUAAAUCAUUAUAAAAAAUACAAGUGUCAGAGAACGCAACGGUAUAUUAUGGUUCUAAUGGCUGAUGAAUACGCAUCACUAAACCAGCAUGUAAAGGCUCUUCAACUUUUGUCACAUAUGCUUUCGGAAUGCCGCAUAGAAAGAUUCUUUAUGCCAUUAGCGACACUUUUAACCAAAAGUUUAAAUUAUUCAUUCAUUAUUGCUGAUGUAAAAGAAUUUAUGUCAGUUAGCAUUCAAAUGAUGAAUAUUAGAAACUUUCCGUGUUUCACUGGAGUUGCUGAUGAAAUUAUUUCAAAUUUCAAUCUUGUUCGUGCUGGUCAACCACCGAAUUCACUUAGUAUCAUGACGAUAAGUCAAGAUCAAGUUAAGUUAUUAUUUAAUCAAGAAAUCUUAUGA